AUGUCGCUCACUCAUCUCUUGAACGAGCCUUUCUACUCUCUUAUAGAUUUAGAACAUCUGUUUGAUGACUCUUUUACCACCCGCACUCGGUCUCCACAGACUGGUGAGGUGGCAGCUUCGAGGUCCCUCAAGCCAAGAAUGGACUUGCAUGAGGACACUCGAGCUAACACUGUCACCGUGACGUUCGAACUGCCCGGCCUCAAGAAAGAGGACGUGGACAUCAGCGUGCAGAAUAACAUGCUGACUGUCUCUGGAGAGCCCAGAUUAUCUUCAGAGCGUGAAGAAGGUGGAUAUUCCGUUUGCGAGCGCCGAUAUGGCAAGUUCUCGCGGUCUCUUUCUCUGCCACGGGGCAUACAGACCCAGAAUAUCAAGGCGUCGAUGCAAGACGGUGUACUAACAGUUACUUAUCCAACUACUACGCCCGAGGCGGAACGUCGGAAGAUCACGGUGGAGUAA
This is a messenger RNA of Sparassis crispa, 456 nucleotides long. Its product is annotated as Heat shock protein. Bases 1 to 456 code for a protein of 151 amino acids. The transcript is spliced from 3 exons. Lineage: Eukaryota; Fungi; Basidiomycota; Agaricomycetes; Polyporales; Sparassidaceae. The record is from RefSeq and is a predicted model, not a curated record. Gene Ontology annotation, biological process: protein folding; response to heat; response to salt stress.